Molecule: messenger RNA, 957 nt
Organism: Echinops telfairi (small Madagascar hedgehog)
Lineage: Eukaryota; Metazoa; Chordata; Mammalia; Afrosoricida; Tenrecidae
Product: olfactory receptor 2L13
Exons: 1
Coding region: 19-957 (312 amino acids)
Biological process (GO): G protein-coupled receptor signaling pathway
Cellular component (GO): membrane
Molecular function (GO): G protein-coupled receptor activity; olfactory receptor activity
Source: RefSeq, a predicted model, not a curated record
UUUAAACAAUACGUUUUCAUGGAGAAAUGGAAUCAAACUUCAAAUGAUUUCAUUUUGUUGGGACUCUUUCCUCCAAAUCAAACUGGUUUGCUGCUCUUACUCCUUAUCAUUCUUGUAUUUUUUCUGGCCUCUGUGGGCAACUCCGCCAUGAUUCACCUCAUCCGUGUGGAUACUCGCCUGCACACACCCAUGUACUUUCUCCUCAGCCAGCUCUCCCUCAUGGACCUGAUGUACAUCUCUACUACAAUCCCCAAGACGGCGGUGAACUUCCUCACUGGUCAAAAAGGUAUCUCUUUCCUAGGUUGUGGGGUACAAAGCUUCUUCUUCUUGACAAUGGCUUGCUCUGAGGGCUUACUCUUGGCUUCCAUGGCCUAUGACCGCUAUGUGGCCAUCUGUCACCCCCUCCACUAUCCCAACCGCAUGAGUAGAAGGAUGUGUGUCCAGAUGAUUGUAGGAUCUUGGAGCUUGGGAUCCAUCAACUCCUUGGCACAUACAGUGUAUGCACUUCAUAUUCCUUAUUGCCGGUCCAGAGAUAUUGAUCAUUUCUUUUGUGAUGUCCCAGCCAUGUUGCCUCUUGCAUGUAUGGAUACCUGGGUCUAUGAAUAUAUGGUUUUUGUAAGCACUGGCCUCUUUCUCCUCCUUCCUUUUCUUGGUAUCACUGCUUCCUAUGGCAGAGUUCUUUGGGCUGUCUAUCAUAUGCGCUCCAAAGAGGGUAGAAAAAAAGCCUUCACCACAUGUUCGACACAUUUAACAGUUGUUACCUUUUAUUACGCACCGUUUAUUUAUACCUACCUUCGGCCUCGGAAUCUCCGCUCACCAGCAGAAGAUAAGAUUCUGGCCAUUUUCUACACCAUCCUGACUCCCAUGCUCAAUCCCAUUAUCUACAGUCUAAGGAAUAAAGAAGUCCUGGGAGCCAUGACAAGGGUGUUUGGGAUAUUCUCUUCCAAGAAAGAAUAG